UCGAUUUUUCGGGAUGCAGGGCGUGAGUAGAUAGAGGCUUGAGCAGGUUUACGCUCUGCGAGGGUGUAAAAGCCAGAAUGGCGAACCACGAGUCAGGCCCGCAGGGCCUCUCGCGGAGGCCAUCCCGCAGCGCAGCCACCACCACUUUCUCCACCGAGGUCUUCGACAAUGAGGUCGUCCCCUCGUCCCUCAGCAUCAUUGCUCCCAUUCUUCGGGUCGCCAAUGAGAUCAACCAUGAGCGCCCUCGCGUCGCCUAUCUCUGUCGGUUUUAUGCGUUCGAGAAAGCGCAUCGGUUGGACCCGAACUCGAGUGGACGUGGUGUAAGGCAGUUCAAGACUGCACUUCUACAGCGGCUAGAAAGGGAUAAUGCAUCCAGUCUUUCUGCACGGAUAAAGAAGACUGAUGCCGCAGAAAUUGAUAGCUUUUACUAUCAGUACUAUGAACAUUAUGUUAGAGCAUUGGAUCAGGGGGAGAAGGCUGACAGAGCUCAGCUUGGCAAAGCCUACCAGACGGCCGGAGUGCUUUUUGAAGUCCUAUGCGCGGUUAAUAAGACUGAAAAAGUCGAAGAAGUUGCACCCGAGAUUAUUGCAGCGGCUAGAGAUGUCCAAGAGAAGAAGGAAAUAUAUGCACCUUAUAACAUCCUUCCUCUGGAUUCGGCCGGGGCAUCACAAUCUGUUGUGCAGCUAGAAGAGGUCAAGGCAGCUGUUGCGGCUCUCAUUAACACUCGUGGCUUGAGCUGGCCAACAUCAUUCGAGCAGCAGAGGCAGAAGGCUGGAGAUCUAGACCUUCUAGAUUGGCUGAGGGCCAUGUUUGGUUUCCAGAGAGAUAAUGUCAGGAACCAAAGGGAACAUUUGAUUUUGUUGCUAGCUAAUACUCAUAUAAGGCUUCAUCCGAAGCCUGAGCCUCUUAAUAAGCUUGACGAGAGAGCAGUAGAUGCCGUAAUGACCAAGCUUUUUAAGAAUUACAAAACGUGGUGCCAGUUCCUGGGUAGAAAGCACAGUUUAAGGCUCCCACAGAAUCAGCCUGAAGUGCAGCAGAGAAAGAUACUAUAUAUGGGUCUGUAUCUUCUCAUAUGGGGGGAGGCAGCAAAUGUUCGUUUCAUGCCGGAGUGCUUAUGCUACAUUUUCCACAAUAUGGCAUAUGAGCUCCAUGGGCUGCUGGCUGGAAAUGUCAGUAUUGUUACAGGGGAAAAUAUUAAACCUUCUUAUGGGGGUGAUGAUGAGGCUUUUCUAAGAAAGGUCAUAACUCCGAUCUAUCGUGUAAUUGAAAAGGAAGCCAAGAAGAGUAAAAAUGGGAAAGCCCCUCACUCAGGCUGGUGCAAUUAUGAUGAUCUAAAUGAAUACUUCUGGUCAGCUGAUUGUUUCUCCUUGGGUUGGCCCAUGCGGGACGACGGAGAUUUUUUCAAAUCCACACGUGACUUAGUUCAGGGAAGGAAGGGCAAAAAAAGAAAAUCUGGAAGCACAGGCAAAUCAAAUUUUGUUGAAACUCGAACCUUCUGGCACAUUUUCCGAAGUUUUGACCGUUUGUGGACAUUUUAUAUACUGGCUUUGCAGGCUAUGAUCAUAAUUGCAUGGAGUGGAGUAUCCAUUAUGGAGAUUUUCCAAAAGAAAAUCCUCUAUCAAAUAUCCAGCAUCUUUAUCACAGCUGCGAUUCUCCGUUUUCUUCAAAGUAUACUGGACAUCGUUUUGAACUUCCCUGGUUAUCACAGAUGGAGGUUCAGUAAUGUCCUGAGGAACACUCUCAAAAUAGUGAUCAGUCUUGCAUGGACAAUCCUUCUUCCAAUCUGUUAUUUUCAGUCAGACUCUGCGGGCGCUGGUCAAAUAAAGAAACUGCUCUCAUUUCUUCCUCAAGUGAAAGGCAUCCCUCCGCUGUAUAUUAUGGCAGUGGGAGUUUACCUCAUUCCAAAUGUACUAGCAGCCUGUCUUUUUAUUUUCCCAAUGCUGCGACGUUUUAUUGAAAAUUCAGACUGGCAUAUCAUCAGAUUACUCUUGUGGUGGUCACAGCCUAGAAUUUACAUUGGCAGAGGGAUGCAUGAAAGUCAGUUUGCACUAAUAAAGUACACUCUCUUCUGGUUGAUUUUGUUGUGUUCCAAAUGUGCAUUCAGUUACUUCAUCCAGAUAAAGCCUCUUGUCAAGCCGACCAAGGAUAUAAUGCGCAUCACUCUUGUUAAAUAUGAAUGGCAUGAAAUUUUUCCAGAAGCUGAACGUAACUAUGGAGCAGUUUUUGCACUCUGGGCUCCUGUAAUCUUGGUAUAUUUCAUGGACUCUCAAAUUUGGUAUGCGAUAUAUUCAACUUUGUGUGGUGGCAUAAUUGGGGCCUUUGAUCGCCUUGGAGAGAUACGUACUCUGGGCAUGCUAAGGUCCCGUUUCCAGUCACUACCUGGUGCAUUUAACACCUAUUUGGUGCCCACUGACAAGUCCCAGAGAAGAGGAUUUUCUUUUGUGAAGCGUUUUGCUGAGGUUCCAGCAAGCAGGAGAAGUGAAGCUGCGAAAUUUGCUCAGCUUUGGAAUGAAAUAAUAUGUAGUUUUCGGGAAGAGGAUCUUAUUAGUGACAGGAAAGCCUCUGAACCAAAUUGCAGUUACAUCUAUUUCUGGUUAUUGACUUCAUCUUCUCAUCCUUUAAGUAACAUAAAUUUUAUCUUAUUCAGAGAGAUGGACCUGUUGUUGGUUCCUUAUUCCCUCGAUCCAAGCCUGAAUAUUAUACAGUGGCCCCCUUUUUUGCUUGCUAGCAAGAUUCCAAUAGCUCUGGAUAUUGCUGCUCAAUUCCGAUCCAAAGACGCUGAUCUCUGGAAGCGUAUAUGCGCAGAUGAAUAUAUGAAAUGUGCAGUUAUUGAAUGCUAUGAAUCAAUCAAGCAUGCCCUCAAUGUUCUGGUUAUUGGAGAAAAUGAGAAAAGGGUCGUUAGCGGCAUCUUCAAAGAAAUAGAAAGCCACAUUGCAAAGAAUACAUUCCUGCAAAAUUUCAAGAUGAAAGCUUUAUCCACUCUGUGCGAAAAACUUGUAGAGCUCGUGGGAAUUCUGAAAGAUGGUGAUCCAGACAAGCGAGGUAGAGUGGUACUACUGCUGCAGGACAUGUUGGAAGUUGUUUCCCGUGAUAUGUCAACGAUUGAGAUCCGUGAGUUGGUGGAAAGCCAUAGUAGCAAAGAUACUGGAAGACAACUUUUUGCUGGCACUGAUGCAAAACCUGCCAUACUAUAUCCUCCUGUAGUUACAGCACAAUGGGACGAACAGAUAAGGCGCCUCUAUCUGUUAUUGACAGUCAAGGAAUCUGCAAUGGACGUCCCUACAAACCUUGAAGCUCGUCGUAGAAUUUCAUUUUUCACAAAUUCAUUGUUCAUGGAUAUGCCUCGUCCUCCUCGAGUCCGUAAAAUGCUCUCAUUCAGUGUCAUGACUCCCUACUAUAGUGAGGAGACCGUGUAUUCCAAGAAUGACCUUGAAAUGGAGAACGAAGAUGGUAUCUCGAUCAUUUAUUACUUGCAGAAGAUAUUUCCAGAUGAGUGGGAAAACUUCAAGGAGCGGCUUAACUGUAAAAAGGAGAGCGAAAUCUGGGAAAAUGAAGAGAACAUUCUGCAGCUUCGUCACUGGGUCUCCCUAAGAGGACAAACUCUUUGCCGGACAGUUAGAGGAAUGAUGUACUACCGGCGAGCAUUGAAGCUUCAGGCUUUCCUUGACAUGGCUAAUGAGAGCGAGAUGCAGGAAGGCUACAAAGCAAUAGGAUUUAUGUCAGAGGGCGACAAGAAAAAGCAGAGAUCUUUGCACGCUCAACUCGAGGCCAUGGCUGACAUGAAAUUCACUUAUGUUGCUACCUGUCAGAACUACGGAAACCAGAAGCGAAAUGGAGACCGCCGAGCAACGGACAUUCUUAAUUUGAUGGUCAAUAAUCCUUCGCUCCGUGUGGCAUAUAUUGAUGAGGUUGAGGAAAGAGAUGGGGACAAGGUGCAAAAGGUUUAUUACUCCGUGCUCGUCAAAGCAGUUGACAACCUAGACCAGGAAAUCUACCGCAUAAAAUUGCCUGGCUCAGCUAAAAUUGGAGAAGGGAAACCUGAAAAUCAGAACCAUGCUAUAAUUUUCACUCGAGGGGAAGCUCUUCAAACUAUUGACAUGAACCAGGAUAAUUAUUUGGAAGAAGCUCUAAAAAUGCGUAACCUUCUGGAAGAAUUCAAUGAGGACCACGGUGUGCGGCCACCGUCAAUUUUGGGUGUUCGUGAGCAUGUCUUUACUGGAAGUGUCUCCUCAUUGGCUUGGUUUAUGUCUAACCAAGAAACAAGUUUUGUUACAAUUGGACAAAGAGUGCUCGCGAGGCCUCUGAAGGUACGGUUCCAUUAUGGUCACCCGGAUGUAUUUGAUAGAAUCUUCCAUAUUACUCGUGGAGGAAUUAGCAAGGCUUCUCGUGGUAUCAAUCUCAGUGAGGACAUUUUUGCAGGCUUCAAUUCUACAUUGAGACGUGGAAACAUUACUCAUCAUGAAUAUAUACAAGUUGGAAAGGGCAGGGACGUUGGGCUUAACCAAAUAUCCCUUUUUGAAGCAAAAGUGGCCUGUGGUAAUGGUGAACAGACUCUCAGCAGGGAUCUCUACCGCUUGGGUCAUCGCUUCGACUUUUUCCGCAUGUUGUCUUGUUACUUUACAACAGCGGGAUUUUAUGUCAGUGCAAUGUUGGUCGUCCUCGUCCUCUACGCUUAUUUGUACGGGAAGCUUUACCUCUCACUGAGUGGAUUGGAGAAGUCCAUCAUUAAAGUCGCAAGGGCUAGGGGGAAUGAUCCUCUGAAGGCUGCCAUGGCUUCUCAGUCUGUGGUUCAGCUCGGGCUUCUCAUGGCCUUACCAAUGGUCAUGGAGAUAGGGCUCGAGAGAGGAUUCAGGACAGCCCUAGGAGACCUCAUAAUCAUGCAGCUGCAGCUUGCAGCUGUGUUUUUCACCUUCUCGCUUGGAACCAAAGCCCACUACUUCGGGAGGACCAUCCUUCAUGGUGGAGCCAAGUACAGAGCAACUGGACGUGGUUUCGUGGUUCGGCAUGAGAAGUUUGCUGAGAACUAUAGGAUGUAUUCCAGGAGUCACUUUGUGAAGGGAGUAGAGCUCAUGGUUCUGCUGAUAGUUUACCAGAUUUAUGGCUCGGCAGCAACAGGAGCCGCCUAUAUGCUCCUCACGAUGUCCAUGUGGUUCUUGGUCGUAUCUUGGUUGUUUGCUCCUUUCCUCUUCAAUCCUUCGGGAUUUGAGUGGCAGAAGAUAGUGGAUGACUGGGAUGACUGGACAAAAUGGAUUAGUAGCCGAGGUGGUAUUGGUGUUCCCGCGACUAAGAGCUGGGAGUCAUGGUGGGAUGAAGAGCAAGAGCACCUGCAGUACACUGGGUGGUUAGGACGGUUCUGGGAGGUCAUUCUUGCUCUCCGGUUCUUCGUUUACCAGUAUGGUAUCGUCUAUCAUCUCCACGUCUCCCAAGGGAGCAAGAGCAUCAUCAUUUAUGGCCUCUCGUGGCUUGUGAUUGUUGCUGUGAUGAUCAUCCUGAAGAUAGUGUCCAUGGGAAGAAAGAAGUUCAGCGCCGAUUUCCAGCUGAUGUUCAGGCUUCUCAAACUCUUUCUCUUUAUCGGGUCCAUAGUCACUCUCGGUGUCCUCUUCACAUUCCUUAGCCUCACUGUGGGGGACAUCUUCGCCAGUUUACUCGCCUUCAUGCCGACUGGAUGGGCAUUGCUUCAGAUAGCACAAGCGUGGAGGCCAUUGGUGAAGGGUCUGGGGAUGUGGGGAUCGGUGAAAGCACUCGGGAGAGGGUACGAUUACUUGAUGGGGCUCGUGAUCUUCACUCCGGUGGCGGUCCUCGCUUGGUUCCCCUUCGUGUCUGAGUUCCAGACGAGGCUGCUCUUCAACCAAGCCUUCAGCAGAGGUCUCCAAAUCCAACGUAUUCUCGCGGGUGGCAAGAAGCAGAAGUAAUCAAUUGCAGUAAGCUUAGCCCCCUAUAUAUAUUCCUCAUAGACUCCGACUCGGGCCAAAUAAUUAAGAGGCAUAAUGUACAUGUUCACCGGGGCAUAUAUCAUCAACCGACAAUAUCACUUGCCCGGUGCUAGCACAUGCAUAUAUUGAAAAGCCUCGAAAUAUGGCUGCAGAUACAUGUGUCACGCAACUCGUGUUUUGUACUAAGAAAAAUAAAUAGAAAUCAAAGAUAUAUUUCAUUGA
Punica granatum (pomegranate) is the source of this 6155-nucleotide messenger RNA. The record is from RefSeq and is a predicted model, not a curated record. NCBI's taxonomy places the organism in Eukaryota, Viridiplantae, Streptophyta, Magnoliopsida, Myrtales, Lythraceae.